Molecule: messenger RNA, 2123 nt
Organism: Chiloscyllium plagiosum (whitespotted bambooshark)
Lineage: Eukaryota; Metazoa; Chordata; Chondrichthyes; Orectolobiformes; Hemiscylliidae
Product: transmembrane protein 94-like
Source: RefSeq, a predicted model, not a curated record
CCAUUCUGAACCUAUUUCUGAAUGGGCUGGAUUCUCCAGAACAUUAUCUGGGGAUAGGUUAAUUUCCACAGGAAGAGAUUCCUCCAAAUUCCUCUUACCAAACCUGCUGUGCGGAUGGCUGUUAAGGCGUAUCGUGUCUGCCUGUACUGAUCGCAAAACAAUACUUUUCACUGUACUUAGGUACAUGUGACUCCAAUAAAUCAAAUCAAAUCAAAUCAAGAUUAUUACUUCCUCAUUCCUUAGGAAUCUUCUAUAGCGAGGUAGUGUAGACACAACUAGAGAGAGACAAUCUCACACUCCUCUUCACAUGCUGGCAUGUAUAAAAUGCAUGCCCAUCUGUACAAACCCCUGUGCAUAGGCAAACUCUCACCACACACUCUCACUCACACACACGUAUGAUAUAUUCUCACAUACACAGUUUUAUCUAUAUAUUUGCUUCUCUCAGGAAAUUGCAUCGCUUUAAUUGGGGGAGGAUAGUGUGAAUUUACUUCACAUAAGCAACUGCAAUUGUUUGAGAGAAUGUAAAUUGGAAAGACUGUCUUUACUUUUCUGUCACUGUUUGCACAUAUUACAGUUAGACAAUGAUUUGAGUGAGUUUUUCUGAUAUGAUCUUAAAUGAAUGCUAUUUUUUAUUGACAGAAGAAAUGCAGCUAUUCUCCUAUGGGUCUGCUGACACAAUCUUAGAUGCUUGCAGUGAAUUCUGGGAUGGAAAUGAUAUUUGUCCACUUUCUCAGUACUCCAGAAAGAAAAUCUUCGAUUUUUAUCAACGUGCCUGUCUGACAGGAGAGUGCAUUGCCUUAUCUUAUAAGCCAGUGUUCCAUACCUUGCAGUCCAGUGAUGAUGAGACGUGUCCUCAAGUAUCAUUGAAAACUAAAAGCUACAGCCAAGCAGAUACCUCAGCAGCACUGGACCUGGAAGAAUUAACUUUUGAUCAGGAAGAUAAUUUGCACCCUCUUGACAAUCAGAUCUUACUUGGUCUCAUAUCUUCCCAAUACCAAGCCAGACUAGACAUGGUCCAUCUGAUAGAUGGCUUAGAUAACACCUGUAUCCGAUUUGUUUACUUUUCCUUGGAAAAUGAGUUAAAAAGCAAGGAAUUUGCUGAGAAGAUGGGCCUGGAAACUGGCUGGAAUUGUCACAUCUCAUUGCAAUCGAAUAGUUUUGUUCUCGAACCAGAUCAUCUGAUGCCCACUUCCCAAAAUAUUGAAGAGCAACAAGAUUCUGAUAUUCAAAGACAGAUGAGAGAAGAUGGGAGUCUACCAGAAACAGAUGGGGAAAGGACACCAGGCAGUAAUACAUGCAGCUUUAUGGAGGAUCUCAACCGGGCUAAAUUACCCAGGGGAAUUGAGAACAUUCGGCCACACCUGGAACAUGUUGACAAUGUUCCUCUUUUGGUUCCGCUUUUUACAGACUGUACCGCAGAAUCUAUGUGUGAGAUGGUGAGAAUAAUGCAGGAGUAUGGAGAAGUGGUUUGCUGCCUUGGAAGUUCUCUUAAUAAUAGGAACAUUGGAGUUUUUCUACAAAGUGAUAUCAGCUUUUCCUUGGAUCCUUUGAGUUUGUCUUACUGCAGGCAGACCUGUCACAAAGAUUGUGAACAUUUAACUUCACGCUCACACAAAACUACACCACUCCACUUGUCCAGCCUCUUUGGUAGCCUAGCGAGCUCUGUGCACUUCAGAAACCAUGACAACAUCAGCAUAAUCCAGCUAAUCAAACAGGCUCGGCAAAUGAUUUCAGGAAUUAGGAAAUGCUUUCUGCUUCACCUUCAGUGCCAACUUUCCCUGACAAUGAUACAGGUUCUGGCUUCUAUGGCUCAGUUACCCCCACCUCUUGGGACAACAGACGUGCUUUGUCUCACCUGUGUCUAUUUCCCUCUCGUAAGCAUGUCCCUCAUGGGGAAACCUCCAGACAACACCGUGAUGGAAGUGGCUACAGGAAAGAACCUCAAGAUCUUACCAAAAAAAGCAAGUUUCAGAACUAACGCAUUUGACACAUCAGUUAGUCCAGCAUGCUAUCGCUGGUUUGAUGUCUUUUGUGAUGGUGCAGCAAUGUAUUUUCAACCACAAGCAGAGGGUGAAAUCUAAUUUCAGGGUGAUUUGAUGGAUGUGAAGCAGGCUGCAGCUACU